Molecule: messenger RNA, 507 nt
Organism: Plasmodium knowlesi strain H
Lineage: Eukaryota; Apicomplexa; Aconoidasida; Haemosporida; Plasmodiidae
Product: conserved Plasmodium protein, unknown function
Exons: 4
Coding region: 1-507 (168 amino acids)
Source: RefSeq, a predicted model, not a curated record
AUGGCAACGUCACUGAACUUGUUGAGAAAAUCGAAUGGUCCCAUUCCGGCCGUUUUUAAUCACAAUGUACUCGGAAACAUACUAAAGUUUAACACGAACAAGCAUAAGAAUUUGGCUUAUAACAAUGUGAGUGAGCAGGUUGGAUCGCAGAUCGUGGGAGAACAUUUAGACAAAAGCAACGCCCAGUUAAAGUACUGCCCCUACUUGAAGCCGAUGGAGAUAAAGGGAAUCAAGAGGGCUGACCGGAAGUUCGACUACAACAGCAGCUACUCAUUUAUGCUGGCGCAGAAUAAUUUUUCAGCAAAUCCGCAAAACAGAAGCUUCCUCACCAACAUCUUGUACAACGGGAUGAAGAUACCCCUACCUCCUAAGAGGUACCAGAUGGCGCAAUAUGUGGACGUUAGGCUGGACGUGCUUUCCCCCUUCAUAAUUACCUGUGUCAUAUGCCUCCCAUUCUUCUUUACGGACUUCAUGUGGUCCGUACCGGAGAAAAGUUCCGCGCAUUAA